Molecule: messenger RNA, 963 nt
Organism: Saprolegnia parasitica CBS 223.65
Lineage: Eukaryota; Oomycota; Saprolegniomycetes; Saprolegniales; Saprolegniaceae
Exons: 3
Coding region: 1-963 (320 amino acids)
Molecular function (GO): N-acylmannosamine kinase activity; UDP-N-acetylglucosamine 2-epimerase activity
Source: RefSeq, a predicted model, not a curated record
AUGUUUGUUGGUAUCGACUUGGGUGGCACUAGCGUCAAGGUCGGCCUUGUCUCGCUCGAAGGCAAGAUGCUCUUCCGCGCGCAGCGCGAGAUCUCGGACCGCGAACCGGACGCCGUCAUUGCGCUCUGCGCGGCGCUCGCGAAGGAGUGCGUCGCCGACCAUGGCUCCAACUGGACACACGUCACGAGUGUCGGCGUUGGCUGCCCGGGCCAAAUCUCUUCGGGUAUCGUGCACGCGGCCGCCAACUUUCCCAACUGGAAGGACGUGCCGCUGCAAGAGUCGCUCAAGACGAGCCUUGGUGUGCCCACGAUCCUCGUCAACGACGCCGAUGCCGCCGUCGCGGCCGAGCACUGGGUCGGUGCCGCUGCCAGCACCAAGAACUUUGUCAUGCUGACGCUUGGAACCGGCGUCGGCUUUGGUAUCGUCAACAACGACGAGAUCGUGGCCGGUGGCACGGGCUGCAUUGAAGGCGGCCACAUUAUCAUGGUGCCGAACGGCCGCCUCUGUGGGUGCACGCAGCGCGGGUGCCUCGAGCAGUACAGCUCGGCGUCGGCGCUCAUUGGCCAAGCCAAGCUGCGCGCGUCGUCGUCGGAAGUCAUGACGCGCCUCGCGAGCGUCCCGAUCGAGACGAUCACAGCCAAGAUGGUGUUUGGCUUUGCCGACGAAGGCGACGACGUCUGCAACGAACUCGUGGCCGAGGUCGCCGACUACCUAGGUCUCGCGUGCGUCAACUUUUGCCGGACGCUGGACCCGGAAAUGAUUGUGUUCUCGGGCGGCCUCGCCGAGGCGGGCGAGCCGUUCAUGCAGCGCAUCCGGGAUGCGUACAACAAGUACACGUGGACGCGGCUGCCCAAUCCCGUCGUCAUUGAGAAGGCGUCGGUCGGGUACGACUCGGGCAUCAUUGGCGCCGCCGCCUUUGCCUUCCGCAUGAGCUCCAAGCGCUUCAUUUCCAGCCACUUUUAA